AUGGCUCUGGUCCAAACCUUAGCGUCACAAAUACCCAACAUCAAGUUCAGGCAUCUAUGUAGAAAAGAUCUCAGGCAUGCCGAUUCCUUAGCAUACAUAUCAUCUAUGAUGAAGGACGCAAGCAUCCAAGCCAUCAAGAUAACAAGAGUGUACGAGCCUUCGAUCAUUCCACAAAAAUCCUUCGCUACACAUCGUGAAGACGAUGUAGGGGAAGACAUUGUUGACGAUGAUGUAAGAGAAGAUAUUGCCGAUGACUUCGGCGAAGAUGCUAUCUUGUCUAGAGCAAAUGAGGACGAAGACUUCAGCAAUGAAGAAGACUGGAGAACCGAAGUUCAUCUCUUCCUUGAACAAGGAACGCUCCCCACCGAUUUGAAGCAGGCUUGGAAGGUACAAUGGAAGGCGGGGAGAUACGACCUUCGGGACGGCAUUCUCUACAAUAAGUCAUUCCUCGGUCCCCUAUUACGUUGCCUUUCCAGAGAAGAAGGCCAUUGUAUCUUGAAGGACAUACAUUAUGGGGACGCAGGCAACCACAUCAGAAUGAGAUCAUUAGCCGAUAAAACCAAAAUACAAGGAUAUUACUGGCCGCAGAUGAUACGAGACGCAGCCAGGAUGUCAAGAAGGUUCGGUAUCCCCGCAGAAAUUGUCUCUGACAAUGGCAAACAACUACAAGGAAAGAAUAUAGACAUGCUCUUUGAUACCUUCAAGAUCAGUAAGAACAAAUCGACUCCCAUCCACCCCCAAAGCAACGGCCAGGCCGAAGCCACGAACAAGACUCUGGCUCUUAUCCUCAAGAAAUCAUUGGAUGAACAUAAGGGAUAA
Papaver somniferum (opium poppy) is the source of this 819-nucleotide messenger RNA. RefSeq lists its product as uncharacterized. Gene Ontology annotation, biological process: DNA integration. NCBI's taxonomy places the organism in Eukaryota, Viridiplantae, Streptophyta, Magnoliopsida, Ranunculales, Papaveraceae. Bases 1 to 819 code for a protein of 272 amino acids. The record is from RefSeq and is a predicted model, not a curated record. The transcript is spliced from 2 exons. Gene Ontology annotation, molecular function: nucleic acid binding.